This is a messenger RNA of Thrips palmi, 1443 nucleotides long. RefSeq lists its product as uncharacterized. The coding region runs from base 123 to 1247 and encodes 374 amino acids. Gene Ontology annotation, biological process: mitochondrial transcription; transcription elongation by mitochondrial RNA polymerase. Gene Ontology annotation, molecular function: DNA polymerase processivity factor activity. The record is from RefSeq and is a predicted model, not a curated record. Gene Ontology annotation, cellular component: mitochondrial nucleoid. NCBI's taxonomy places the organism in Eukaryota, Metazoa, Arthropoda, Insecta, Thysanoptera, Thripidae. The transcript has 7 exons.
UAUUCGCAGGUAGCGGUCUGCAGGGGAAGAAGCUGUUGUUUGUUGUUGUUCAGUGUUUUAACUUCAUUCAGUGAUUUAAUGGUCAUUGAGUAGUCCUUAAGAGUCUAAACAAAAUUCUGGCUAUGUUGUCCAUAAGGAAUGCCAAUUUUUGGAAAAAUCUCCACUUUGCAACUAAACUACCUCGAGAUUUGGAAUCAAGAUCUAUUUGCGGUUCCCUGUAUUUUGAGCGGAGGCCUUUCUUCAAGAAAGAGGUCCUCAGCUGCAGUUGUUUUCUGAUUCGCCCUUUGUAUACAACUGGUAUACUUAAACUGAAGACUCUUUUUUCUGAAUCUGAACAGUCCAAAAUAAUCAAUUUUGUCAACAAAUUAGAUCCAAAAGAACUGCUUUGGCCAGGAAAACUACGACCUCUCAAUAAGAUAGCUGAGACACUGCCAACAACGGGACCAAUGACUGAUUUAAAUGAUUUAUUGGAAAGACAUGCUUUGCCCACAUCAUCUGCAGUAAGCUUAUGCAAGACUAUACUUAAGUCCAGUGGUGACCCAAGUGAAUUGCUAAGCUUUCACACUGACAAGAUUGAGAAAAAGAAACUGCGCGAAUCAAAACCCAAGUGUUCUCGCAAAUGGAAUUAUCUGAUGAAAACUGUAAAGCCUGAAAUUGCUAAUCCAAAGUCUAUUUCAUCUUUCACUAGUAUUGUCAUUGCUGACAAUUUCCUUGGGUAUGCAAUGGUUGAAAAGCAAAACGACUGGAAUUCUCAACUGCUCACUGACUGGAAUGUGUAUGAUAUUCCGGGUCCAGGUUCAUCUUCGUCUCUGACUGACAUUACUCUGAACAUAGCUAAGGUCAUUCCGGGUGGGGAACAUUAUGUAGUUGCAAAUUUGCAUCACUUUCCAAACUCCUUAAACCAGUUGAAAGUGCAUGGAGCAGUCGUAGCACUUAUAUGUGGUAAAAAUGAUUUCAGAGAAGAUUUACACCAGAGAAUCUUUGAAACGAAGUUUAGGUCAGCAGCUCGUCAUUUCAAUUUGAUUGUUGGCAAUGAGGUUGUUUCUUCGACAAAUAUGAUUUCAGAUGUCAUGUCAAGUCAAAAAAUGGCUGAAUCAGAUGAUCAUGUGUACAGGAGGAGUCUGAGAGAAAUGACCUUUGAACAACAUGCUGUAGGGAAAUAUAAUGUGUCUGAUGAUGACAUGAAGGAAUCACUCAGCCAGACCCUUUUGGUUGCCAAAGCAUUCACAGAAAUUCUCAGAGUGUAAUGGUAUGUGGAAAUGCCUUGUGAAGAGGUGACAAUGCUUCAAGAUUGUUCUUUAUACUGUCAAACUUAGGGAUAAUUGAUUUUAUAACUUUAUUUCAUGAAGGGUUUUCUUGCAAAAAGCAUGUCACUCAAACAUGGAUUAUUAUUUAAGAGGUAGAGAACAGACUGAUUAAAUUAACUUGACAUCUAUGGGUACA